GCAAUAUCCACCACCUUUGCUCCCUUUGUUCCUCUCUAUUUGGAGCUUUCCUCUCUCUUUUCUUUUCCUUUUGCUCAUAUUAUAUUUUGGUGGGGUGUGCUGCAUUCAGCUCUAAAAUGCUGCCAAGAAGCCGAACUCUUCCAACAAGGAUCCACGAGAGUGUUUUGGAUGAGAAUCGUGAUGUAAGGGCGUAUCUUCAAGUGGAGACCCAACCCAAACCCCUCAAGGACAUUGAAGCCACCAGUGCUCGGCCAGAAUAUUCCAAGUUGUUUGAUGAUGAUGGCCGUCUCAAGAGAACUGGUACCGUUUGGACUGCAUCUUCACACAUUAUCACAGCCGUUAUAGGCUCAGGAGUCUUAUCACUUGCAUGGGCCAUUGGGCAGCUAGGCUGGAUCGCAGGACCUGCUGUCAUGAUCCUUUUCGCAUUUGUGAUCUACUACACCUCCAAUCUUCUCUCCGAUUGUUAUAGAAUUGGUGAUCCAGUCACUGGUAAGAGAAACUAUACAUACAUGGAUGCCGUCGGAGCCAACUUAGGGGGAGCAAAGGUUAAAAUUUGUGGAGCUAUUCAAUAUGUGAACCUUUUCGGUGUGGCCAUUGGGUACACUAUUGCAGCUUCAAUAAGUAUGACGGCAAUAAAGAGGUCCAAUUGCUUCCAUGCUAGUGGGGGGAAGGAUCCAUGUCACAUAUCAAGUAACAUGUACAUGAUCAUCUUUGGUAUCAUGGAGGUGAUAUUCUCUCAGAUUCCGGACUUCGAUCAAAUUUGGUGGCUCUCCAUUGUGGCUGCAGUCAUGUCCUUCACCUAUUCCACUGUCGGGCUUAGUUUAGGCAUUGGUAAAGUUGCAGAGAAUGGAAGGUUCCGUGGUAGUCUAAUGGGUAUCAGCAUUGGGACGGUGACCAAAGCGGGAACUGUAACUCCCACCCAAAAGGUGUGGAGAAACCUGCAAGCACUUGGAGAUAUUGCCUUUGCUUACUCCUACUCUAUCAUCCUCAUCGAAAUCCAGGAUACACUUAAAUCACCACCAGCCGAGAACAAAACAAUGAGGAAAGCCACCCUCCUGAGCAUCGCCGUCACCACCCUAUUCUAUCUCCUAUGUGGGUGCAUGGGCUAUGCUGCCUUCGGAGAUGAUGCACCUGGCAAUCUGCUUACUGGUUUUGGAUUCUACAACCCCUAUUGGCUUCUUGAUAUUGCUAACCUCGCAAUUGUUGUCCACCUUGUUGGAGCUUAUCAGGUGUAUUGCCAGCCUCUGUUCGCCUUCGUGGAGAAGUGGAGCGCACAGCGAUGGCCCAAGAGCGAGUUCGUCAGCCGCGAGUAUGAGGCCCGCAUCCCCGUCAUGGAAACCACCUACAAGCUCAAUCUCUUCCGGGUGAUCUGGCGGACGAUCUUUGUGGUGGUGACCACCACCAUCUCCAUGCUCAUGCCUUUCUUCAACGACGUCGUCGGCAUCCUCGGCGCCUUGGGCUUCUGGCCCCUCACCGUCUACUUCCCCGUCGAGAUGUACAUCGCGCAGAAGAAAAUCCGGCGAUGGAGUGCGCCGUGGGUGGGCCUCCGCCUGCUCAGCUUCACGUGCUUGGUGGUGUCCGUCGCCGCCGCCUGUGGGUCGGUGGCCGGUGUCGUCCUUGACCUCAAGUCCUACCGGCCUUUCAAGGCCACCUACUGAUCAUUAGUCGGCCGCCAAGUCUGGAUCGGUCCAGGAUCGCUUUCCUUGCCACGCGUUUGAAGCAUAUGACGUAAUGUUUACUCAGAUGUCUUUUGUAAUAUCCGCCAAUAUGUGAGAAUAAGAAACAUCUAUUCUCAGACUGUA
Molecule: messenger RNA, 1802 nt
Organism: Elaeis guineensis (African oil palm)
Lineage: Eukaryota; Viridiplantae; Streptophyta; Magnoliopsida; Arecales; Arecaceae
Product: amino acid permease 4
Source: RefSeq, a predicted model, not a curated record